Molecule: messenger RNA, 1386 nt
Organism: Ostreobium quekettii
Lineage: Eukaryota; Viridiplantae; Chlorophyta; Ulvophyceae; Bryopsidales; Ostreobiaceae
Source: the annotation of a GenBank genome assembly
AUGCUCGCACCAAGGGCCCCCGCGGCGAGGGCGGGCGACCUCGCGCCCGCCCUCGCCUGCUCCUCCCACGGCGACGUGCCCGACCGCUUCCCGGAGGACGACUGGCGGCGGCGGUCGCGGCCCAUCAGGCCCGGCGGCGUGUACCCGGCCAAGGAGCACUGCAGCCGCUGUGGCCUGUGCGACACGUACUACGUGGCGCACGUCAAGGAGGCGUGCGCGUUCCUGGGCGAUGGCAUGUCAAAAAUUGACAGGUUGGAGGAAGAAGUCCAUGGUCGAAAGAGGGACAAGGCGAACGAUGAUGAACUCCAUUUUGGGGUGUACAAGGACAUGAUGUACGCCAAAAACAGGCCCCCAGUGAAGGGUGCCCAGUGGACGGGGAUAGUCACACAGAUCGCUAUCGACAUGCUUCGGUCCAAAAAAGUGGAUGCUGUUGUGUGCGUUCAGAGUGAUGAAAAUGACAGACUUUUGCCCAAGCCCAUGGUGGCAUUCACAGUGGAGGACAUCCUGGCCUCCAAGGGGGUAAAACCCUGCCUGUCUCCCAAUUUGAAUGUGUUGGCAACAGUGGAGGCCCUGAACGUCAAGAGGCUCUUGUUCAUCGGAGUGGGAUGCCAGGUCCAGGCACUGCGGUCCAUUGAGCAGUACCUCAACUUGGAGGCGCUGUACGUGUUGGGCACCAACUGCGUUGACAACGGCACCCGUGAGGGCCUGGACACCUUUGUCAAGACUGCCAGCACCGACCCUGACACGGUGCUGCACUACGAGUUCAUGCAGGACUACCGUGUGCACAUUAAGCACACUGACGGGCACUUUGAGUACGUGCCCUUCUUCUCACUACCCUCAAAGAAGCUGAACGGUGUCAUCGCGCAGUCGUGCUACAGCUGCUUUGACUACCCGAACUACCUGGCUGACCUUGUGGUGGGGUACAUGGGAGUGCCCUACAAGGACUCCAACAUGACCUCCCACCCACAGUACCUCACGGUCCGCAACGCCCAGGGCGCCGAGAUGCUGGACCUGGUGCGGCCCAAGCUCACCAUCACGCCCACCGAGUCCUCAGGCGACCGGCGGCCCUUCGUGAUGCAGACCCUCAUCUCAGACGAUGACGCCAAGCUGGGAGAGGCGCCUGACCCCAUGCCGCGGUGGCUGGGCACCAUACUGGCAUGGGUGCUGGGGCUCCUGCCUGCGGGCCCCAAGGGCCUGGAGUUCGCCAAGUACUCGCUGGACUAUCACUACCUGCGGAAUUACUUGUACGUGGGGAGGAAUUGGGGGCGGGAGGCUGGGAGGCGGCACGUGCCCGAGUAUGCGCAGGACAUUGUGGGGCAGUACGACCGGAAGGAGAUAGCAGACAGGGUGGCGCGGAGGGACGCCGACUACACCGGCGUCAGUUGA